GCGCGGGGGAUGACUGCAUCAAAGGCAACACAAAACAAUCAUGCCUCGUCUAAUUCAUCCUCCGAUUUCUGUAAAACAUAAACGUUGGUGUGGCCAUUCACACAGUAACAUGCUGCAAUAAAUGACGAGCCGCCCCGACAAGAGCGAUGUCAUCUCCAGGCAUGGGUACGCCCAGUGACCCUCUGUUACAGGCCAGUCCUGGAGGGAGGCUCUCCUCAGCUCAGGACGGUCUGUGGAGGUGCUCACUCCCCAAAACAGCCAGCUUCCCCACCUCCACCACGCGCCCCCUCAGCCACCGCGCCAACAACUUCCAAAGACAACCCAAACGCCAGAAGCUCAUCCGGCCAUCCCCUCCGCCCCCGCCCAACACCCCCUGCCCCCUGGACCAGCUCGACCUCAAUGACCUGCCUCCCCGACGCACUUUCCAGGAGCUGCUCUUUAACGGGUGCAUCCUGUUUGGGAUAGAGUUCAGUUACGCCAUGGAGACGGCCUAUGUCACCCCUGUGCUGCUACAGAUGGGGCUGCCCGAUCAGUUCUACAGUCUGGUUUGGUUCAUCAGCCCAAUUCUCGGUUUUCUUGUUCAGCCGCUCAUAGGAGCAUGGAGUGAUCGGUGUACAUCUCGUUUUGGGCGAAGAAGACCUUUUAUUUUUGCUCUUGCCAUAGGUGCGCUGGUGGGCCUCACUCUGGUACUGAAUGGGCGGGACAUUGGGGGUCUUCUGGCUGACACGGCGCUGAACCAUAAAUGGGGAAUCAUCCUGACGGUGUGUGGGGUGGUUCUGAUGGACUUUAGCGCAGACUCCGCUGAUAACCCGAGCCACGCCUACAUGAUGGACGUGUGUAGCCCAGAAGACCAGGACCGAGGCCUCAAUAUCCAUGCACUACUAGCAGGUCUUGGAGGUGGAUUUGGCUAUAUUGUAGGCGGGAUCAACUGGGACCAGACACAGUUUGGGAAGUCGAUGGGUGGUCAGCUGCGUGUCAUCUACCUGUUCACCAGCAUCACCCUUGUGUUCGCCACCACCAUGACCCUAAUCAGCAUACCAGAGCGCCCCCUACCAAAGACCCACACCAAUAAGACCUCCAGUAAAAACCACUUAAAAAGUCCCAGUUUCCCUCUACCGCUCUCUCCCCCUGUCCCUCCUGGAUCCGCCCCUGGAUUUGAGGAAGAGGAAGAAGAAGGCCUAUAUAGCUAUAACUUCUCAAAUUCCCAUAAUUCGGAUCCUUUGGCUCAUAGCUGCAGUGCCAAUGCCCGCCUCUGUGCUGGCCUCACUAGUCCAAUUUCACCUCUGAGUCCGCUCACUCCUAAAUAUGGCAGUUUCAUUAGCAGAGACGGCUCGCUAACUGGUAUAAAUGAGUUUGCGUCAUCUUUGGGGACUUCUUACAUUGAUAGAGUGUUAAUAGACUGCUACACUGGACAGCAAACGCCUCAAAACCCUGAGCCAAACUGCACUACUGCACCGCUGCCACCAGGGGACACUCCUCAGCCUGUCCAGUCCAUACAGCAAACAGAGGGAGUUUCUAUAGGGCAGGGGGAAGAGGACAUUGCACCCGCUGUAGAAGCGCAGGAGUCAGAAGGGGUGCAGGGCGAUGGGGGAGUGGCGGUCUCAGAUGGGACAGGACCACCGGGUGGGGCGGGGGGGCAUAGGGGGUCCAUCCUGAAGAGACCCCAAAGCCUGGCUCUGAUGGAGGAGCCGUGUGCCACUCAGACUGUGGGGCUGGAGAACGGGAGGAGGAGGACUGUCACCUUCAGCCAACAGGUUGCCAAUAUUUUGCUGAAUGGAGUGCGUUAUGAAAGUGACCUCAGUGAGAAUGUGGAGACUGGAGAGUCCCAAAUGUCCAUGAAGCUGCUGUGUAUAGCCAUCUACCGAAUGCCUCCUUCUCUACGAAGUUUAUGCACUAAUCAUUUUUUGGGCUGGCUGUCCUUUGAGGGCAUGCUGCUCUUCUACACUGACUUCAUGGGGGAGGUGGUGUUUGAGGGAGACCCCAAAGCCCCUCACGACUCAGAGGAGUACCAGCGCUACAACGCCGGAGUCAGUAUGGGCUGCUGGGGCAUGUGCAUCUAUGCAUUCAGUGCUGCUUUCUACUCAGCCAUAUUGGAGAAGCUGGAGGAGCGUUUUUCUCUGCGCACUCUGUAUUUCUUUGCCUACCUGGCGUUCGGGUUGGGCACGGGCCUGGCCACUCUUUCCAAUAACCUGUAUGUGGUGCUGUCCCUGUGCGUCACCUAUGGAGUGCUCUUCUCCUCUCUAUGCACACUGCCUUACUCUCUGCUCUGCGAGUACUACCAGAGUCCUCAGUUUUGUGGCUCAUCGGAGGAGGGCACCAGGCGUGGGAUGGGAGUGGACAUCUCCUUGCUGAGCUGCCAGUACUUCCUGGCUCAGAUCCUGGUGUCUGUGGCCAUGGGCCCGCUGACCUCACUGGUGGGCGGGGCUCAGGGUGUCAUGUACUUUUCCAGCCUGAUGUCGUUCGUGGGCUGCGUGUACUCCUCCCUCUGCGUGGUGUACCAGCUGCCCCCCCCUGAGGGUGAGCCCCCCGACAGCGAGACCCAGCCACUGUUGGUGCACAUUUAGCAAACGCAUCGCUAAGUAGUUUUAAAGACACUCACGUCACAUAGCAUAGAUAGCACUGACACGCCGUACAUCCUGCCGCACACUGUACAGCACGGUAGUGAUAGUAAAAGGUCCAAUUCACCAAAUGACAAGGCUCUCCUCGGAGCAGGACAGACAGACAGACAUUGGCCGCUGCUCUGUGUCUCCAGUGUGUUCUUACAGUGUGUGAGCCCUUCAUUUUCCCAACUGUGUAGAUGUGAAUGGAGAUUAGGGCUAUUCCAUAAACGCGAUCAUAAAAGUAUGGUGUGCUCUUAGAGGUGAUGUCAGGAGGUAAAAUACUGAAAUCUUUGGGCUGUAGCCGUUCUAAAGCGCAUUGUUGAGAUUAAGGCAUCAGUAAAGCAUUGUGAAAUAUUCCUUUGGUCAUCAAUGAAAGACUGUGUUAUUGCCUAUAACUUUUAGUAAAAAACUAAAUCCAUAUACUUGCUAUACUUGUG
This is a messenger RNA of Periophthalmus magnuspinnatus, 3037 nucleotides long. RefSeq names its product solute carrier family 45 member 1 (gene slc45a1). Bases 147 to 2564 code for a protein of 805 amino acids. Gene Ontology annotation, biological process: transmembrane transport. Gene Ontology annotation, cellular component: membrane. NCBI's taxonomy places the organism in Eukaryota, Metazoa, Chordata, Actinopteri, Gobiiformes, Gobiidae. The record is from RefSeq and is a predicted model, not a curated record. The transcript has 9 exons. Gene Ontology annotation, molecular function: sucrose:proton symporter activity.